Molecule: messenger RNA, 2689 nt
Organism: Ostrea edulis (European flat oyster)
Lineage: Eukaryota; Metazoa; Mollusca; Bivalvia; Ostreida; Ostreidae
Product: BLOC-1-related complex subunit 5-like
Exons: 5
Coding region: 297-1037 (246 amino acids)
Biological process (GO): organelle transport along microtubule; lysosome localization; positive regulation of anterograde synaptic vesicle transport
Cellular component (GO): BORC complex; cytoplasmic side of lysosomal membrane; synaptic vesicle membrane
Source: RefSeq, a predicted model, not a curated record
GUCACGUAUUCAUGUAUAAACCGAAGUCGUAAACCGACAAAUUCCGGGUACGUUGAAUCAGUCCACUGUUGUUUGUUGUGAUAUUUUUCAGCUUAAAAUUUCAACACGAAUUCUCUCAAUUUAUUGCUAUUAUAAUCCCAAAGGUAAAAGUAAACGUCACUGUUCAGGAGAUGACGUCACUGUUCAGGAGAUGACGUCACUGUUCAGGAGAUGACGUUAUUGUUCAGGUGAUGAAGGAGAAGACGUAUAAUGGAAAUAGAACCAUGCUUCUAUGAUCACUUGAUUGCUGUGACAGAAUGGGGGCAGACCAGAGCACACAGCAGCUACCUGCAGGGGCCCCGGGGAGCUCCCUCCGAUCGCAGAGGGACGAGGACAUCCCAUAUACAUCUUUUGCCAUCAGCAAACCCAUAGACUCUAAUUCUCCAAGACUCUCCCCACGGACUGUCCAAUCAUCCACCAUGAAAUCCCGACCCCCAAAUCCGAAAGACAGAGAACCCAAGGAGUCAGGGCCACCGAAACAUGACAUUGUUGUUGUUACUGAUGGCAACGUGAUCGAGAAAGACCCUGACCCAGAACUAACAAAGAUGAACACAAUUCCUGUAUUUUAUCCCAUCAUGCGUGGUUCACUGAACAUUCCAACCAGCUCUCGUGACCUUGACCUUUUAGAUAAAAUGGGUCACGAACAGUUGCUGUUUUUGUGUGUCAGAUACCAGGAACAUUUAAAACAAUUGGCUGAGUCAGUGGCUUUUGACCAGAAUGCAUUGUGUGUUAGAAUUAAAGAGAUUGACUGUGCAAUACAACUGUUACUCGGCGUGAUGCAGGACAAACAGAAGAAAUAUCACAAACACGCUGACCAGUUUCAGCGGAUAUCGGAGACUCUCUCCAUUCUUAAUCGGGUCAAGGACAACAUGCAGAGUCUGGUCCCCAAGAUGGAGCAUCUGAACGAGAUGUUGCCUGCAGACAGGCGACUGGAGCCGCUGAAUCUGAAGAGCCAGUUAUUAGAGAGGGAUUGUGACGAAGAACUUGGGAACCAGUAAAACUUGGAACCAGUUUAGGAAGUGUGAUUUGUCUCGCUUAACUUAUAUAUAUAAAAAAGAAAGGAAGUUUAAGUUGUCAUUUAAUCGCCAUUUUUGAAAUUGUUUGAAUCUUGAUGUUAUAUGAAAGACUUUUACAUUUUGAAUUUAUCAAAUUUAUGUGAAAUUUCUGAUUGAUGGAAAUUGAAUUUCAUGAGAUUGCGAAAAUAAUGCUAUAUUAGGUGAAUAUGUAACAUUAAACAUGAUAGAAAACCAUUUUCAGUUAGUGGAAGACUAUCCAAAUUUUUAACAGCUCAGUGGCAUAUAUAUUGAAUUUGUGAAUUAACUUGUCCAUUUUUUUAUUCUCAUUGUGGGUUGAUAUGACCACAUGACACUAAUGCAAAUCUCAAUGAUACUAUAGGACAAUGACAUCAGUGUGACAUCAUAAUACCCAACGACCAAUCGUGUUAUAGGAUAAUGACAUCAUAAUACCCAACGACCAAUCGUGUCGAUAUCACAAUGCUUUAACUACAUUCAGUGAAACAAUCCUGGUUAUUGCGUGUAACAUCCUGUUGCCUUGCAAGCACAGAAAAUUUUAGGAGAUCUAUAUAGUAUAACAUACUAUGAUAUCUGUGAAACAUGUUAUCAAUUUUAAAAAUUUGAAUAGUUUCCCUGCACUAUUCAUUAUAGUUAUUUGUUUUCAGGCGUGUAUGUAUACAUAGCAUUUUAGGAUUUAUUGAUGUGUAAAUUCUCAUUUAGCUUUGUUUUUAUCCAAUCAAAACAAUUGUAAUAAAUAACAUUGGAAUUAUACUAGGAUAUCUGUGAAACAUGUAAGUAUAGGCAUGUAAUGAUUAAGUUUUUGAUAAUUUAAAACAGAACGGGCCUAUAGAAAAAUUCUUGUAAUUAGUGAACACAAGAUUUUCAAUAAAGUAACAAGGUUUAACAUGAAAUGAGUUUAAUGCAUGAUAGAGAAGAUGUUUCUUUUCUUUUUUGAUUUUUGGGAAUGCAUGUAGGAUAUAAAUGGACACAUUUGAUUGAAGGUUUGUAAGGGGUAAGCAUUAAUUGUACAACAUACAAACAUUGAUUGUAAUCUGUAGCCUCGGCAUUCACAUGUAUUUUAAUUUUAAUUGUCAUUCAUCUGUCAUUAAAGACAGGAAUAUAAGGUUUGAAUGUAGUAGAUUGUUGUUCGAUACGGAGAAUGUAGACAUUUUGUUUUUCAUCUGAUGGGCAGAAUAGUCAUUUCUCCUGUGCUCCAGUCAUUGAAUUAGGAACUGAAGUUUGUAGACAUUGUUUACUGUAGAUGUAGUUCAUAAACAUUGUAAUUGUGUGUGUAAUUGUUAAGUGUGUCGGUAUGAAUGAAAAUAAGAAAUUUCUUUUGUGAUUCUUAAAAAUUCAAGAAAUAUGUGAGUUUUGUGUUCAGUGUUCUCUGUUGUUAACAGAGUAAAUACAUGUGCUGGUGUUAAAAGGAAAAAGCAGAUGUCAUUAUGAAUUAAUUGAGUGGUUUAACUUGUAUUGUACAUGGAUUAUAUUAAACUGAUUCUGAUUUUGUAACACUGUGUCAUUGCCCUGAUCACAACACCUGGAUUCUGGGAGAGUUGUCUUUCCCUUGUACAGUGUUGCAAGUAAAAAAUUAAAUGGAAACCAAUGUUUAGUAAAAAGUAUCUUUUAUUAAGAAA